AUGGCUACACUUGAAUAUUAUCAGCAACAACUGAAGGAUGCGAAGAAUGAACUAGACAAGGCGAACGCAGCGUUGAAUGAGGCGAACGCGGCGUUGAAGAGUUUUCAGGAGUCGAAGUAUCGGGGAGUAAAGCUGGACGAGUUGAGGGACAAGGAGGAGCGGGAGGAUCUCAAUGCAAAGGAGAAGGCUACGCUGAAGAGGCUGGCGGACGACGAGGCAGAUCUGAAAAACAACGUGAAGGAGUGUAGAGAGGCCGUGAAGGAUUUCAUUCCGCCCGAGAAACGUGAACUUGAAGGAGAGAAAUUGGAAACAGAAUCACUUAGACCUUCUAAGAUGCUUAAAACUCAAGAAGAUAUCAUGGAAGCAGUAAAGUCUAUACUCCCACCGUCAUCAGCUGCGCGAUCACAGAACCUAUCAAAGGUGCAAAAAAAAACGGAGAUAUACUGCCAUCGGCCUGCUGAGUUUGUUGGUCAACCAGUGCUUUUCUUCCACCCAGUCUUUGGAAAGUUUAUUAAAAACUACAACAAUGAGAACCUUGAAGUGUCAAGAGAUCUAUGUGGCAAAGUGCAUAAUUUUAUAGACAUUAUGGCACAAACCUACCAAUCUGAAAAACAACGGCAACAAGUAUUUGAUGAAUUCCUCAUUGAUGCACUCGACUUGAACUUCAUAUCAAUCACAGUUGAUGAUGGAUCAAGUAAUGAUGGUGUCCUAUUAGAAAAUGAUAGAUAUUUGGUUGCUCUACGUGAAGUUAAGAAUGAAAUAGGAGAAGAGGGAUCUGACCCUUUUUUGCAAGCUUCAUUUUCGGUUUUAAAUUUCUGGAAACAGAAUAAGUAUAAAUCCUUCCGAAAAGCCUGUAACUGUCCAACACUUAUUAUGUGUUUAGCUGGACCUUGGUUGUGUAUUGCUGCAAGCAUUUUCACAGAUCACCUUAUUGUGGAUCCAUUGACAGAUUUUGUUCCACUAUUACCAACAAAGCAUCCUAAUGAGUUGGACCAUAUUGCUAGACUAUUUCAAGCAUGGAAACUUGCAAUUACAGACUUGAAGCACUUUUACCAUACUGACAAAACUGUUGAAUCUGCUUGGAGUGCAAAACAUCCUUGUGAUUACCAGAAUCUUUUUCCAUAUCCAAAUUUGCUUAUAAUAGAUGAUAAGAAAGUAGAAUUUACUUAUGAAUCUUGGAUGUCAAGCUCUAAAUCAAUGUGCACAGCAACAAUUUCAGAUAUGAACAUCGAUAUAAUUGUUAAAUUUACAAAAAAUUACUGUGAUGAUGCACAUAAGUUGUGUGCCUCUGAAGGUUUAGCACCCCAGUUAUUUUGUGUGGAUAGGAAGAUGAUACCGGGUUGGACAAUGGUCAUCAUGGAGAACAUUAAAGAGGCAAAGCCAUUGCAUGAAACUACGUUUAAUUUGAAAAAAGAUCAAGAUCAGGUGUUUCAAGAUAUACAGCAAGCUAUCUCUCUAUUAAAUCAUAACAACCUGGUAUUUGCAGAUCUCCGCCCAAAUAACGUAUUGGUAUAUGAGAAGGAUCAACUAAGACGGGCAAUGCUUGUAGAUUUCGAUUGGACUGGGGUUGCAGAAAAAGAUUGCUAUCCAUUAUUUAUGAAUCAUGAGAAUAUUGACUGGCCAGCUGGUGCUGAAGAUGGGAAAGUUUUGCAGAAAAAACAUGAUGAAGAUUACCCGUAUAUGAUAAAUAACGAAUAUGAUGGCUCCACUGAAUAUGAAAAAGCAAUACGUUUCCUGGAGAUAGGUUGCAAUUGUGGUUGCUCAAAAAAGAUUCCGAGAGAAAAGUUUGCCGAGUUACGCGAGGCGUUUCAAGCUCCCUCUAGAUCCGAACAAGAUAUAUUUUUAAUGGCUCAGCUAAAAGCAAUGAAUGGAAUCGGUCGCACUCACUUCGAAAACGUCAGAAACCAUCUGGCAACGAAUGGUAUAAUACCGCGUGUUCAUGUAACCAUUGAUAUAACCGUUGCUACCGCCGUGAAGAAUUUUCUCGAAAACUAUGCUGAAAUCAAUGGAUUACCAAGUCCUGGUAGAAACGAAGAAGAAGCAAGAGACUUACUAAAAAAGUACAAAGAACAUUUAGUUAAAGCUAAGUUAGAGAGAAACUAUUACAACAGGAAUACGAAAUUAGCAGAACAACAGAGAAAAUUGUUACGAUUGGGCACAAAACGUUCACGUGCCCCAUUCCGAUCAACAGAUGAAGCAGUACGCGAACAAAUUAAUUACGUUCUCGAUGAAGACGAAAUUAUCGGCAAAGGCCCUAAUGGCACGCUGAGCCUGGUAUUCGAUGGAAUUAAGAAAUUGAAUAAAGGCGAAAAACAUUUAAAAAUUACUUGUGAUAAUGCGGUAAUUUGCGGUUAUUAUGAAAGUAUCGAAUUAAAUUUUAUGGUACCUGGUCAUACUAAAUUCAAGUGUGAUGGUAGUUUUGGAUUAAUUAAGAAACUAUACCGCAAAACGACUCUCAGUGCUAUGAAAGCGGCAAAUUUAGAUCUUAAUUCGGUGUUAGGAAUUUUCUUUAAAAAAUUGAGUGGUUUACAAAAAUAUCAACAUUUUGUAUUCGAAGCAGCCAAUCCUGGUAUUGUCAAAGCUCAGCUGGUUGCUAAUGUCCUAACCCCUCUUCCUUUGGAUUACAAAAGGCAAGAAUAUCUUUAUCAUCAUAUUCGUCCGUUUGUUAGAGAUGAAUUCAAAGACAUUACUUGCCCAAGCCCAACCUAUACCGGCAACGAAUAA
Messenger RNA from Ambispora leptoticha, 2724 nucleotides. The record is from the annotation of a GenBank genome assembly. NCBI's taxonomy places the organism in Eukaryota, Fungi, Glomeromycota, Glomeromycetes, Archaeosporales, Ambisporaceae.